Homarus americanus (American lobster) is the source of this 807-nucleotide messenger RNA. RefSeq names its product nuclear transcription factor Y subunit beta-like. Lineage: Eukaryota; Metazoa; Arthropoda; Malacostraca; Decapoda; Nephropidae. Bases 1 to 807 code for a protein of 268 amino acids. The record is from RefSeq and is a predicted model, not a curated record. The transcript is spliced from 2 exons.
AUGUACCUUGUGGUAGAUCAACUCUCACUUCAGGCUCUUGGACGCAAGCAGGCACCCAAGCAGGCACCCAGGCAGGCACCCAGGCAGACACCCAAGCAGGCAUCCAAGCAGGCACCCAGGCAGACACCCAAGCAGGCAUGCAGGCAGGCAGCAGGCAGGCGCGAGCAGACACCCGGGCAGACACCCAAGCAGGCGGCAGGCCAAGCAGGCAUCAGGCAUCAGCAGGCACCAAGCAGACAAGCAGGCAUCAGGCAGGCGCAGGCAGACGCAGGCAGGCACUGGCAGGCCAAGCAGGCGCAAGCAGACCAAGCAGGACCCAAGCAAGCAGGCACCCAAGCAGGCAUCAAGCAGGCACCCAGGCAGACACCCAAGCAGACACUCAAGCAGACGCUCAGGCAGGCACCCAGCAGGCCAGGCAGGCACCAGGCAGGCACCCAAGCAGGCACCCAAGCAGGCACCAGGCAGACACCCAAGCAGGCCAAGCAGGCACCCAAGCAGGCAUCAGCCAGGCAGACAACCAAGCAGACACUCAAACAGACGCUCAGGCAGGCACCCAAGCAGGCACCCAGGCAGGCACACAAGCAGGCACCUGAGCAGGCAUCCAGGCAGGCAAGCAACUCAUUAGCAUCCAUAAUGUGUCUAAAAUACACCCAAUACCCGAGUUCCCAGGGGCGCCACUCUCCUGACGAGGACCUCCUACUCUCGCUAACGAAGGUGCGAACUUCCCUACUCCCGGAGAAUAUACUCAGCCACUACGACAGUCCGCCAGAACACCUCCAGCUGACGGGUAAUAUUCCUCCACCAUAA